This is a messenger RNA of Theobroma umbraticum, 1004 nucleotides long. The record is from RefSeq and is a predicted model, not a curated record. NCBI's taxonomy places the organism in Eukaryota, Viridiplantae, Streptophyta, Magnoliopsida, Malvales, Malvaceae.
AUGAAAGCUAGACUAUUGGAAACCAAAGAAACUACCAUCCUUUGAGUGGAGAAAUGAAUUCCCCAACUGUCUGAUACAUAUCAGAAUGCGUUGUGAAACCCCAUUAUGUUUCAGAAGAAUCGAAGCAACCGUUUUAUCUGGCGCCAUGCUUUCUUUACACUGCAUUCAAAGCGGCCUUCUCUUUUCCAAACCUCCAGGCCGCCUCGCGACAAGAAAAGAUGAAAGCCCGCCUUCCUAUUUUGUCUUUGUUGAUUGGGGCGCCCAAUUAAUUCAUGCAGCAGUUGACAUGACAACAUCCGAUAUUGUUUCCCCAGAUUGCCAUUGGUUGUUCGAUCAUGAUGGAGCUGUCAACCAUGAUGGUCACGCCAGGCCUUUGGUAUUAAUUCAGGUCACGGGUGGAUGGUGUAUUCAUAGGGUGCUCUGUGAACCACCUUCUGGCAUUUCCUCAGCAGAUUGUCAGAGUUAUUUAGAGCGCAAGGAAGAAAUGCACAAAUCACACGCCCACCGGUGCUUAAGAGGUGGUUCCCAGAGGGGCAUGGUCCACUAAUUAACCUUCCAUUCACCCAACCGGAUGAAUUUAUUAGCAGAUUCGAAGCACCCCAAGAUUUAGAGAGAAUCUUCGACUUCUCAGCAGAGUAUAUUGCAAAACUCAAAGCAAGGGUCAAUUCAGAAUAUAACACCGGUAACAUCUCCUCCUUUCAGUCCUUGUCUGCGCUCGUUUGGGGGUCCAUAAAAAAGGCAGGACGUUUUCAACACGAUCAAGUUGUUCUUUUCAAAUUCGCCAUAAAUAACAGAUCUUGAUUGGAACCAUUGUCACCAGAUUUCUUUGGAAAUGCGAUUCAAACUGUUAGAACAAUGACCACAGCUGGGAAUUGCUUGAACAGAGUCUUGGAUGGGAUUCUUGGCUAUUGCACCAAGCUGUGGCUAACCACACCAACAAAGCGGUGGGUAGUUUUGUUGACGAAUGGCUUCGUUCACAAUUUAUUUACCAGCUUAGUCGGUCU